Messenger RNA from Eremothecium gossypii ATCC 10895, 4857 nucleotides. RefSeq names its product separase (gene ESP1). The transcript has a single exon. NCBI's taxonomy places the organism in Eukaryota, Fungi, Ascomycota, Saccharomycetes, Saccharomycetales, Saccharomycetaceae. The record is from RefSeq and is marked provisional. Gene Ontology annotation, biological process: meiotic chromosome separation; proteolysis. Gene Ontology annotation, cellular component: mitotic spindle; centrosome; nucleus. Gene Ontology annotation, molecular function: cysteine-type endopeptidase activity. Bases 1 to 4857 code for a protein of 1618 amino acids.
AUGGCUAGAGAAAAGGAAGUACUAAAUGUCAUUAACCUGAAUACGCCCAUAAUGCGGAAUUCGUGGACGGGAGCGGCAGGUGGGACUACAAAACACGAAAAACCUCUAGUCGAGGCAUUCAAUAGCAGCACCAAUCGGUUGCAUUUUGUAGAUCGGCUGCCCUUUGACGUAACAGAGGGCUUCCGCGAGGUGCAGCGGUUUGUGCAAGAGGGUAAGGGGGAGGCAGACAAGGUGCGCGAGGCGUUGACGGGGCUCUAUAGGGAGCUCAAGCAGCGACACCAGCUCGGGCGGGUGGCAGAGGUUUCUAGGCAGCACAUGGGCGUGGUGGUGCGGCUUUUAGAAGCGGGACAGGACGCGGCCGCAGCGCGGGAGGUGGUUGCCCUGUACAACCAGACGAACUACAGGCCGGCUGGAGGGCUAGGAGACGUAUUGAUGGCGGACUUUGGGGUGAGCAACGAACGGUAUCUCAGCACGGCCAAGAUCUUGGCGAUGCAACUGAUAAUUCGGAUGCGACAGGUGGAAAGCCACGCUGAAACGGUGGUUCGGAUCUUCGCGGCGGACGAGCGGUAUAUAUUACGCGAUCCGAAGCUGAAAGUACACACCGUCGUGAAGCUCAUAUUGAAUUUUUUCUCUUUGCUUCCGCAAUACAAGGUGCUUUUCGCACUCAAGUUCCUUCAGUACGUGUCCCAGUUCCGGUUGGACUUCUCGACAUACAUCAAGAACAUGGAUCUCGCGAAAUUCCAAAAACAGGUCCUAAAAUUUGCAGGCGCAGGCUUGGAAUCCAGUCUUCCUUUCCUUGACAUCUACUAUCGUUCCUAUUCACAGCAUAUGACAAGCAUUGGCAAACUUAUGUGGCAGGAUUUUCGUGUGCCUGACAGAGGAGACACCAAGCUCAAUCCAGAAGAUCCCAUUAUUCUACAGCAAAUAUUACACGGCCGGCGGACCCUCGACAAUGCAGAAUUCGAUGCAUACACAAAACAUAUUACUACAAAGCUUUCAAAAGGUGUCUCUCCCACAGACGCAUUUCUAGGCGCACUCAAGGUUUACAUUCUCAAUUGCAGUUUGAAACGUUUACGCUUGCAGAAAGCACACGUUAUACUUCUUGAUAAAAUUGCGAUAUUCAUCAAUACAAAUGUGGUCCAUGUGUCUGUCGAAUCGAUACAUACGAUACUGAAAAGUUUAGCUGAAUAUUUUAUUGAUGCCAAGGAAUAUAAGCGACUCAACAACGUCGUCAAUAUUUCAUUCAACGCAUAUGUGAUGUAUAAGCAUGAAAGCCUUAUACGACUUGCAGCAGAUCUCGAAUUAUUUCUCUUUAUGUCCGUCAAACAGGACUGGUCAAUGUUUACCAAGUUCGAGAAGUUUAUUUCUGUCGCUUCAGGAGACAUCUCAGUAUCGCUCUUUGAACAGUGUUUCAAUGUUUAUGUUAUGUUCGCGGAUCCCUCAUUGGCCGGCCUAUGGGAUGUCUGCUUGAACAAGUCGUUGAAGUGUUUCAAGAAAUUGGGACUAACUAGUUACACAGACUUUAAGGCAUCGUCCGAGCCAAUGCUAGUGUUGGUAUACAGUGGAUUUGUUUCUGAUAUUUUUACAAUACCUUAUAAUGGCUGGGCUCCGCUAUCGAAAAUGUUAUUCAUGGCAUUAAAUGGUGUCUAUAAAUUUGGCUAUAUGGAUGUGGACUGUAAAAUCAAAAGUGUUGAUGUUUUGGCCAAGUAUGAAAUGUUGAUCAAAUCUACUUAUAGUUUGAACAUGGAGAUGGAGACUCACGGUACAUUACAACUAUCCAAGAUAGCCAAUAUGUACGUGAGUCGAUGGGUUAGUUCGUUGCCCACGGAUGAACGCAUAUCAGGUCUAGAAGUUCGUUUUGUUAAGGCUUUGGUACAGUACUUGAGGUUCAACAAAUUUCACAAGAAACUUAUUGAGCUAUGCCAAUUGCUUAAAAGCAAAGGCGAAUAUUACGAAUCAUUUAAAAAUGAUAUAAGGGUGUGGCUAUUGGAAGCUUAUACUGCGUUAAAAAUGGUCCAGGCUACCAAAUUACAGAUCCAGAGUGUUUUAAAAAUUCACUCGUCGUUCAGUAUAGAGCGAGCGACAUUUGAUUCGUUAUAUGAAUAUCUUUAUGCAAGGUUGUUGAUCAUCUCAUGGGAAAGGGAUAAUGAUUCCUUUAACCAUUUAGUACAAGAACUUCGGGUCAGUCAAACUAAUUUUUUUGAUAUCAAUAAUAAUUCGAAUCUACCUGUCAGUCAAUUUCUGAAACUACUACUUCUAAACAUACGAAUUGAAAAACUUGCAUCUCUCCUACAAUUCCACAAUAAUAACAUGUUUGAAUCACUUUUAGAGGCCAAAAAAGCUUUAAAACUCUGCCAAUCUUUAAUAAAGAAACAACAAAAGCUAUCUCAAUUCCACAGACUAGAAGUUAUAUCGUUACUACAAGAUCUUUUUGCUCAAGUUAUCGGUAUUUAUAUCCAAGUCGGCGUAUCAAAAGAUUGCGAAUUUUAUGUGAAGGACUUUAUGCGGGUAGUAGGUGAGCUGCAAGAUUGGACACCGAUCUAUGACUGUUUGUGUUUUGUUUAUGAUUACUACAAACUUACGGAACAGAAUCAAUUGGCGUCUGCCACGCUAAGUCGCUUAAAUAGAACGUUUGACAUGCUUGAUGGGAGCGAAAAUAUCGACGCAUUGGCGAAAUUCAUGUACUAUAAUGAUGAGCCGGACAAACUACGAAAUUCUUUGGCAUUGUUCUUCAGCGGUGAUUUGGAAGAUACAUUCCUGGUUGACGAAUGGAAUUUAAGGUUGGGUAUAGUAAUAGAAAACACCAGGGAACAACCACAACUCAAAGCUCUGAGCGAUGUGAAUAAGAGUAACGAACUUUAUCUAAGGAUACUGAAACAAAUGGAAUUAGAUCCCUUUUUCAGCAAUAUGUGCGAGUCUGUAAUUGCGAUACCUUCUUGUUUCUCUCCAAAAGUGGAAGAAAUCAGACCUGCGGUAUCAAAUGUGUGGUCACCAGCGGGAUCUCCUUACCAUUCUCCAAGGCCGUCUUCUCUCACUCCCCGUGGGAAAUGUUUACGACAGAAGUUCGAUAGGUCUAAUGCUAUAAACAAUCUACAGAUGAUUAAACGGCUUAUUGAAUCUGUGAACCUCGACGAGAUGCAAAAUCAUGAGGUUUCGAAGACAUCGUGCCUCUACUCUCUAUCAUUAUCCUUUUUAUCCAAUAUAUCAUCGAAGACCGAUUUUCGACACGCUCUUAUUAAGCGUUUCACCAUGGCCGAGCUCCCGAAAUAUAUGCCGAUGUAUUAUGAUAAAAUGUUCUCGCGCAUGGGCAAUGAGGUAUAUGGCUCCUUUAUGCCAAUGGAAGUAAAAAGCAUGUGCACUCCCUUUUUUACAGUUCAACAGAAAGUAGAUGGAAUCCAAACAAACUUUAACUCCUGGGAUGAACCAUUCCAAGCGAUAUCUGUUGAUAUCUGCAAAUAUAACGGCGAUUUAUUGCUCUCAAAGGUUGUAUCCACAACGGGUAAACACUUUCAUCUUCGUUUACCGCUAAACAGACACGAAUCAAGAGACCUGUCCCAAGAAACAUUGACUUUUGCACUCCUGAUGGAAGAAUUGAAUGAUAUAAUAGAGAAAAAUAAUAGAACGACGUCUAUCGAGGUAACUAGUGUCAUAAAAACCAAGGAAGACCGUCGUGAGUGGUGGGAGGAAAGGUAUAGUCUAGAUAAAAGGAUGUGUGACUUGAUGCGCCGCAUUGAAGACUCUUGGAUAUGUGGAUUCUGCGGUUUCUUCAGCCAAAAACAGCUCGAUAAAAACCACUUUGCACUAUUCAAAUUAGGAUUUCAAAAGGUUUUACAACAAAAUCUUCCAACAAGAAGACAGUAUGGAAACCCGUCUAUGUUCUUACAGGUGGACGAUUUCAUAUUAGAGUUAUUUUUAAAGGUGGAUUGGGAUGCCCUUCCUCACGAAAAGAAGGUGGAAUUCAUGGAGGACUUGAUAUACUUCAUCUUUGACAUAUUGCUUUUCCAUGGCGAAGAAAAUGCCUAUGAUGAGAUUGACGUUCAUCUCAUACAUAUUCAACUUGAGGAACUAAUUCACGACUAUCAUGCCAAGGCACCAGAGGCGCCAAGGUUAGGACACACGUUUCUGGUAAUAAGCUCCGAAUGCAGUUUGGUUCCAUGGGAAUCUCUCAGUAUAUUUUCCGAUGCUUCUGUGAGCCGCGUACCAUCCAUAAAUUUCCUUCACGAGCUACUAACUAAAUUCAGAGGAGAGAUCUCUCCAAAGAUUAACCUAGACAGCAGACUUUCCAUUGUUUUAAACCCGCAUGGGGACUUGACCAGGACUGAACUGCGCUUUAAAGAACAUUUUACCAGACUUUGUUGCGACUUGGGUUCAACACGGAUAGUAACUGGCUCAAAGCCAGAAGAGGAUGAAUUCGUCAGAAUGAUCACGAACUCCAGCACGUUCAUCUACAUAGGUCACGGUGGGGGUGAGCAAUAUUUCAGAUCUAAGACAUUAAAGCUGCAAGACAACGCGGCGCCCAGCUUCUUGCUAGGAUGUUCUUCCGCAUAUAUGAAACAGUAUGGUAAAUUGGAACCUUCUAGCGUUCUCUACUCAUAUCUACUCGGCGGCUCGCCAAUGGUUAUUGGAAACUUGUGGGACGUUACAGACAAAGACAUCGAUGCCUUCACGGAAGCUAUGUUCCAGAAGCUGGGAAUUUUCCCCAGCCAGCGCGACCGAUUUCUGAAUGUCAGCGAGGCGGUAUCUUCUUCUCGCGAUGUCUGCCAUUUGAGAUACUUGAAUGGCGCUGCACCAGUGGUAUACGGCCUUCCAUUCCGUUAUAACACUACCGAACCUAUGCUACCUGGAAAAGGUUAUUAA